Messenger RNA from Penaeus vannamei (Pacific white shrimp), 1779 nucleotides. Lineage: Eukaryota; Metazoa; Arthropoda; Malacostraca; Decapoda; Penaeidae. The record is from RefSeq and is a predicted model, not a curated record.
AUGGUUACUUCUGUGACCAUCAUCUGGACAGCCUCGCGUACGUCCGGGUUAGAACCACCUGGUAUGCGGCGUGGUGUUGGGGAGACUUCACGGGAUGUCGGCUGGCUGCUCAUCCGGAUGUUUCGACGCUGCUGGAGUCUCUGCCGCUGCAAAGAGCAAAGCGCUGCCACACAAAGACGCUGCGCCAUCAAAGCAAAAGACGCUGCACAGAGCAAAGACGCUGCACAAGCAAAGACGCUGCACAAAGCAAAGACGACAAAGAAACGCGCACAAAGCAAAGACGCGGCCACAAGAAAGACGCGGCACAAAGCAAAGAGCGCCGCAAAGACGGCGCACAAAGCAAAGACGCGGCACAGCAAAGACGCAACAAAGCAAAGACGCGGCACAAGCAAAGACGCGGCACAACGCAAAAGACGCGGCACAACGCCAAAGACGCGGCACAACGCAAAGACGCCAAACGCAAAGACGCGGGCAAAACGCAAAGACGCGGCAAAAGCAACGCGGCACAACGCAAAAAGACGCCAACAACGCAAAGACGCGGCACAAGCAAAGACGCGGCACAACGCAAAGACGCGCACAACGCAAAGACGCGGCACGCAAAGACGCGGCAACGAGCAAAGACGCGGCACAAAGCAAAGACGCUGCAAACGCAAAGACGCGGCACAACGCAAAGACGCGGCACAACGCAAGAACGCGGCACAAAGCAAUUGCAAAGACGCUGCACAACGCAAAGACGCGCACAACAAAGACCGCGGCACAACUCAAAGACGCUGCACAACGCAAAGACGCUGCAAAAGCAAGACGCUAAAGACGCUGGCACAACGCAAAGACGCUGCAAAGACGCGCACAACGCACGCUGCACAAAGCAAGAACGCGGCACAAGAAAAGACGCUGCACAAAACGCUGCACAAAGCAAAGCACGCUGACACAAAGAAGACGCUGCACAAAGCCAAGACGCGCACAAAGCCAAAGAACGCUGCACAAAGCCAAGACGCUGCACAAAGCCAAGACGCUGCACAAAGCAAAGACGCGGCACAAAGCAAAAGACGCGGCAAAAACAAAGCAAAGACGCGGCACAAAGCAAAAGAGCGGCACAACGCAAAGACGCGGCCACAACAAAGACGCGGCACAACGCAAAGCGCGGCACAACGCAAAGACGCACAACGCAAAGAACGGGCACAACGCAACGCGCACCGCAACAACGCAAAACGCGGCACAACGCAAAGACGCGGCACAACGCAAAGACGCAACGCAAAGACGCGGCACAAACGAAAGACGCGGCACAACGCAAAAGACGCGGCACAACGCAAACGCGACAAAGCAAAGACGCGGCACAACGCAAAGACGCGGCACAACGCAAAGACGCGGCACAACGCAAAGACGCGGCACAAAGCAAAGACGCAAGCAACGCGGCACAACGCAAAGACGCGGCACAACGCAAAGACGCGGCACAAAGCAAAGACGCGCACAACGCAAAGACGCUGCACAACGCAAAACAACGCAAAGAGACCUGCACCGCAAAGACGCGGCACAAAGCCAAAGACGCGGCACAAGCAAAGACGCGCACAACGCAAAAGACGCGGCACAAAGGCAAAGACGCGCACAACGAAAGACGCUGCACAAACAGCAAAGACGCUGCACAACAAAGACGCGGCACAACGCAAGACGCUGCACAAAGCAAAGACGCGGCAACAACGAAACUACUGGGUUGUUGAAACACAAGUAUCAACAACUGGUAUAAUAUAUUGCAACGUCAACAACUACAAGGCACAUUUCUAA